AAAAAUUCUUUGACCUUGGUGCUUUUGAACAAAAUCAAGAAAUUGUUGAAGAAAGCUCAUCAAUUACUUUUCCAAACCCUAAUGGUAUUGAGGAUUGGUCAAUUGAUGACAUUUUCACCCAAACGAAUAUACUUAUACCCGAUUAG
Messenger RNA from Dentiscutata erythropus, 146 nucleotides. Lineage: Eukaryota; Fungi; Glomeromycota; Glomeromycetes; Diversisporales; Gigasporaceae. The record is from the annotation of a GenBank genome assembly.